UUCACAUCGUUUCGGAUAAAGAUGCAGCCAAACGUCUUGCCCCUGCUCCGUUAAUAACCUGAAGAUAGAGGACGAGGAGCGGUUAACAGGUGGCUGUUUACGGGGCACAAACUUUACGCACUGAGUUUCCACAGCGCGCCGCCACGAUGCCGUUACCGUCCGGCGCGCUGUUACUGCUGGCGGCUCUCUUCUCAAGCAUAGACCUGACAGGGGCUGAGGGCUGUGGAGCGUCGUGUGGAAAAUGUGACUGCAGUGGUGUGAAAGGAGCAAAGGGGGACCGUGGAUUUCCUGGCCUUCAAGGUUAUGUGGGAUUCCCAGGUAUGCAGGGACCUGAGGGACCUACUGGACCAAUGGGCUUCAAGGGAGAUGCAGGUGAGGCUGGUCCUACUGGACAUAAAGGAGUGCGGGGUCCUCCUGGUCUGCCAGGUUUCCCAGGAAACUCAGGACUCCCAGGUAUCAAUGGAAACGAUGGUCCACCAGGUUUGCCUGGUAUCCCAGGAUGCAAUGGCACUAAAGGAGAAAGAGGAAUGGAUGGCUCUCCUGGUUUUCCUGGUCUUCAGGGUCCUCCUGGUAUCCCAGGAGUACCUGGAAUGAAGGGUGACCCGGGAGGUGUGCUUGGGGUUGUUCCUUUAAAAGGCGAUAGAGGGUUCUCUGGUACACCUGGACUACCUGGACCACCUGGCCUUCGUGGACCUACCGGACCUCCAGGACCUCGAGGAUAUCAGGGACCCAAAGGUGAUAUUGGCCCCCCUGGACCUCCGGGAGAAAAAGGUGACAAGUUGGCCUUUGUGAGUGAGAAAGGAGAAAAGGGUGAACGAGGACUUAGAGGUCCACCUGGUCCCCCUGGACACCCACAAGAAGUUGAAGGACCACAAACCACAACAUGUUUACCUGGACUACCGGGAUUUCCUGGACCUAAAGGGGACAAAGGAGAAAAUGCCAUUUGCUUACCUCAUCAGAAUGGGAUCAAAGGUGAUCCUGGCCCACCUGGACCAAGAGGCAAACCCGGAAAAGAUGGAGAGGCUGGGCCAAAGGGAGGAAAAGGCUUUGCUGGAGCACCUGGAAACCCUGGUGAACAGGGUGAAAAAGGAGACAGAGGACCCCCUGGUUAUGGUAGUGGUUCACCUGGCCCCCCUGGUCCUCGUGGUCUUCCAGGGUUAGAGGGAGAAAAAGGUUUUGCUGGUCCUCAGGGAGAAGCUGGUCCUCCAGGCCGUCAUAUAGAGGGGCCCCGUGGAGAGAAGGGUGUGAAGGGAGAUGUAGGAGAAAAAGGUGGCAGGGGUAUAGAUGGAGAGUCUCUUCCUGGACAUUCAGGAAAACCAGGACCCCCAGGACCUCCUGGAGAACCUGGAUUACCAAUUGACCCUAAUGAAUGUAACAUUGAGAAGGGAGCUCAGGGCCCAUCUGGACAACCAGGGUUACGAGGGGAAGUGGGACAAAAAGGUGACAAAGGAGACACCUGUGUUAAUUGUAGAUUCAUUACCGCACCUGAAGGGUUUGGCUCCCCAGGCCCUAAAGGAGAUAGAGGACCUCCUGGUCCAGUUGGCAGCAAAGGAGAAAAGGGUAAUCUUGGCCCCCCUGGACAACCAGGAACACCUGGUUUUCAAGGAAAUCCUGGACUGAUGGGAGCACCCGGUGCUAUAGGUGAGCCAGGAGAUAUUUUCAUAGCACCUGGUCUGAAAGGGGAGAAAGGUCUUUCUGGUCGUCCUGGUUUACCAGGACAGCAAGGACUGGAUGGACUGCCAGGAAGAGAUGGUCUACCUGGUCAACCUGGUCUCAAGGGAGAACCUGCUAAAGACGGCAUUAAGGGUGAACGUGGACCAAGCGGAGAGCCUGGUUUAAUUGGACCUUCAGGAGAAAGGGGUCCUCCAGGAUUGCCAAGCUUUGGCCAACCAGGAGAGCCUGGAGAGAAGGGCAGUCAGGGAAGACCAGGACAUCCUGGAGCUCCUGGUCUACCUGGUGCAAAAGGUGAUCCAGGAAUAAGUGUUAGCACUCCUGGACCUCAGGGGACACCUGGACCACGUGGAGGGACUGGCAUACCUGGACUUCAAGGUGACAGAGGCCUGCCAGGAGAUCAAGGGCAGCCAGGUUUCCCUGGAAAUAAGGGUGAACAAGGACCACCUGGAAUUGGAUUUCCUGGCCCAGCUGGUGCUAAAGGAUUCAGUGGAAUUCCAGGUGCCCAAGGUUUACCUGGAGAGCCAGGAAGACCAGGAAAGGAUGGCUUGACUGGAAAUCCUGGUCCACCUGGACAAAAAGGUGAACCAGGACGGGGUCUCCCAGGUCCAAAAGGUUCACAGGGCCAGCCAGGAAUUACUGGUUUCCCAGGAGAGAAGGGUAACCCUGGAUUUCCUGGUAUUCCUGGACGAGAAGGACAGACGGGACCACCUGGGCAUCAGGGUAUUAAAGGUGACAUUGGGCCCCCAGGACCUCCUGGACAGGUUGGUCAAUCAGGUCCUCCUGGAAAAGGCUCUCCUGGAUCUCCUGGACCACAAGGACCACCUGGAGAGACUGGACCACAUGGCAGCGAGGGUGUAAAGGGAGAAAAGGGCUACCCAGGUCCUCCUGGUCUCGACAUGCCGGGGCCUCAAGGAGAGAAGGGAAGUCCUGGAUUGCCCGGAAAACAAGGUUCUAAAGGUCUGCCAGGGCCAUCAGGCCAACCAGGCAGGGAUGGACUAGUUGGACAACAAGGUCCUAAAGGUGAAAUGGGGGUCAUGGGAACACCAGGAACACCAGGAUUUCCUGGACCACCAGGGACAGCUGGAUCUCCUGGCUUGAGGGGGGAUCCUGGUAUUACUGGACCAAGAGGCAAUAUUGGAGAACCUGGACCUAAAGGUGAAAGGGGAGAGCAAGGUCUUCAGGGCCCUCCUGGAAACAUGACUGAUGCUGAAAUGGAGCACAUGAAAGGGGAGAAGGGAGACGCUGGAGAUUCAGGCCCCCCUGGUGACACUGGAGAGAGGGGUUACGAGGGACUUCAAGGUGACCCUGGAAUGCCUGGGAAAGAUGGAGAACAUGGAUUACCUGGACAACCAGGUGACAAAGGAGAUCGUGGUUUACCUGGAGAGCCUGGCACUAUUGGACAACCUGGACAGAAAGGCAAUGCGGGGGAGAUGGGAAUACCAGGUCCUGUCGGUCCAAAGGGUACAAAAGGAGAUGCUGGUACACCAGGACAUCCUGGAUUCAGAGGCACAGAUGGUGAAAAGGGCGACAAGGGAUUACCUGGUGAGCCAGGUAUUGGGGUUCCAGGAUAUCCAGGAGAAAAGGGUCAGAUCGGCCAGCCUGGAUUCCCAGGGUCACGUGGAGAAAAGGGUGAAACGGGUCAAGAAGGAAUGCCUGGCAAGCCUGGACUGGAAGGGCCCAAGGGAGAUCAAGGCAACACUGGGUAUCCAGGUCAAGCAGGUAGACCAGGAGACAGAGGCAGUCCUGGACUUCCUGGGUCUGCAGGAGAGACGGGCACAGAUGGCCGUCCUGGUGAACCUGGCCUGCAGGGGCCUACUGGUGCUCGGGGAGAGAAGGGUGACCCUGGAGAAGAUGGAAUUCCUGGAUCAUCAGGAGAGAGAGGGAACCCAGGUUUACCCGGCCAAGGCUUGCCUGGGCCACCUGGAGCACUUGGUAUCAAAGGUGACAAAGGUAGUCCUGGCAUCCCUGGUACCCCAGGUCAUCCAGGUGUCCCUGGUAUUAAAGGAGACAAAGGACUUCCAGGCCCACAGGGACACCAAGGAGAGACAGGAGAGCAAGGUGGCCCAGGCAUCUCUCUAGAGGGUCCUAAAGGAGACAGGGGAGAGACAGGUCAACCUGGGGAACCAGGACCCACAGGUACACCAGGACCUUCUGGUUUACCUGGCAUAGAUGGCCCAAAGGGUGAGAAAGGUGUUCAAGGUCUUCCUGGUUUCCAGGGAGAGACGGGACGCAAAGGGGACUCUGGAAAUUCUGGAUUGCCUGGACAACCUGGACUUCCUGGUAUCGAUGGCCAGAAGGGAGAGAGAGGAUUACAGGGUGUUCCUGGCUUCCCAGGUACAAAGGGUGAUGUUGGUGACGCAGGAUUCCCAGGAGAUGGGGGUGACAGAGGAUUCCCAGGAGAAAAAGGAAAUGAAGGCCCUCCUGGUCCUCCUGGCCUCCAGAUUUUCAUCAAAGGAGACAUUGGGUUUCCAGGAACUCAAGGCUUCCCGGGACCUCAGGGGCCUCCUGGGCUCCCUGGAACCAAAGGACAGCAAGGUGUGACUGGAAUUGCAGGACCAAAAGGGGAAGAAGGUCUCCAUGGAUAUAAUGGUCAGCCAGGAGCCAAAGGAGAGCCCGGUCUGCCAGGACCACAAGGGCCCAGAGGACUUCCUGGCCCCCCUGGUCCUGAUGGAGUUCCAGGUCAAGUGGGUCCACCAGGCCCGUCAUCAAUGGAGCAUGGUUUCCUGGUAACACGCCACAGUCAAGCAGUGGAUGUUCCAUAUUGUCCUGAAGGGACCAGGCUUAUAUAUGAUGGCUACUCCUUGCUCUAUGUACAAGGCAAUGAAAGGUCUCACGGACAGGACCUUGGUACGGCUGGCAGCUGUCUCCGAAAGUUCAGCCCCAUGCCCUUCCUCUUCUGUAACAUCAACAACGUGUGCAACUUUGCCUCUCGUAAUGAUUACUCCUACUGGCUCACCUCACCAGAACCCAUGCCCAUGAGCAUGGCACCGAUCACUGGGGAAAGCAUUAAACCCUUCAUCAGCAGAUGUGCUGUAUGCGAAGCUCCAGCCAUGGUGAUAGCAGUUCACAGUCAGACCAUCAUAAUCCCAUCUUGCCCCCAAGGCUGGGACUCUCUGUGGAUUGGCUACUCAUUUGUGAUGCACACCAGUGCUGGUGCUGAGGGUUCAGGCCAGGCUUUGGCCUCUCCUGGCUCCUGUCUGGAGGAGUUCCGCAGUGCUCCAUUCAUAGAGUGUCACGGUCGAGGAACUUGUAACUACUAUGCCAACUCCUACAGCUUCUGGCUCGCCACCAUUGAGGACAACGACAUGUUUAAGAAACCUGUUCCGACAACACUAAAAGCAGGCAAUCUCCAAACACACAUAAGCCGCUGCCAGGUGUGCAUGAAGAGGACAUAAACCUUAAUUCUGAGGUCUGACACAUCAGCAACAAAACAUGCAUUGACAUCCCAGACUUGGCUUUACUUCCUGUUUUUAAACGGAUGGUGCUAUUUUCCUGCAUGGCAUGAGAGAAAUAAGGAGAGGGACAAGAGACGUGGGCCGCAAAGCAGCCAGAGAUUUGGACUUUGCAAACCCAAACACAGAGACCAAAUGGCCUUCUUUUCCAUGCAGAAACACACAAUUGCAACAUGUUUCCAAAGAAUGGCACCCAGUUUACUGCUGCACUGAGUUAAUGCCCCUAAAACUGGUAAGCUGGUGUUCAUUUUGAAAGGGCGGUUUGUGUAAGUUAGGUGCUAUUGAAUUAUACUUGUCUGCCUUUUUCUUUUUGCUCUCAUUUUUUUCUCUUUCUUCUCUGUGCCACAUGAUUCAAACAUAUAACUACACAUUAUUAUAGAUGUUCACACAUUAUUAGCUUUUUUUAAACCUACUAAUGAAAAGAAUGGGACUUACCACUGGUUACAGAUCCUUAUUAUUUUCCAAACCAACUUAAUGUUGACACACACUCAUAUAUAUAUAUAUACAUAUGCCAAACACUCUGUUGUAAAUACAAUACAUUCCUUUUUGACAUAGUUCAGCAUACUCUCCUCAGGUUAUUGGUGUAUUACUUUGUGUGUUAUUAAGCCCAGUUUUAUUUAUAAAAUUUAUGAGAAUAUGUUGAACUUGAGUUUAUCUGAAAUUCCAUGUAUCCAAAAGCAAUGUUUCAAUGUGUGACAGCCAUAUUAACAUACAAAACAGCACUGAAAUAGCAUUGGCGGGAGUGUGUGUAAAUGUGUGUGUGUGAGGGGUGUGUGUGUGUGUGUGUAGAUACAAUUAAUGUGUUUGGAUAACUUGGAAAUUGCGUGCCUUGUAAUAUGAUAUAUAUUGUUCCACACUCCUGUUGUUGUUUCUUGUGGAACAAAUGAAUAGACAAAGUAAUCUUUUCUUUCCAUUUAACCACCUGUGCCCCCAUUAAUUUACAAAAUUCUUCUCCUGUUUGAUCCCAAAGAAACGCAUGUUUGUACCAUACGCUUACAUCUCCUUGUAGUUUUUCCAUUUGUGAAUUACUUUUUUUUUUAACCCUGUGAUCAGUGCAAGAAUGUAGUUGCUAUAAAGAGUGAAGUCAAAUACAUUGAUCAUCUUUACAGGUUGAGAAUCUUUAAAGAGUUUAAACAGAGUGUUUGUUUUGUUUAUCUCAUCAUUAUUGGAAUUAGGAGAAAACUCAAGAUGCAGAAUAAGAAUUCUUAUUGCUUUACACUGAUUACAAACUGUUUUUGUUUGUGAGUUAGCAGGGGCCUGUUCCAGAAAGUGGGUUAGGUUGAAACUCUGAGUAUGUUAACCCUGAGUUGGGGAAAACUGGGUUUUCCAUUCUAGAAAGCGAGCUUACCCCAAGUCUGUUACCAUGGUAUCUGACUCUGAAGUAAACCUACUUGCUGGCAAGUUUACCAUAAAGAAACCCUGAGUUUUUACCUGUCUCCUCCCACCUGAAGCAGCUGUCAGACAUGGGUCAUCCAUACCAAUGUGAUUCCAGAGAUUUAGAAGCUGAAUUAAUACACAAUGACUGAUGCAAGGAUUUUUUCAGAACUUGUUAUUUGUUGUUCAGAGCAGACGUGUUAUCAUUUCCUGAUCAAGAUCUCAUCAAACAGUAUAGUUUUGCAGUCACUCAGAUUCUCCAGCUGUACUUAUCCAACAUGACACACCAUGGACAUGAGAUGACGUCACAGCAAGAUUUGUACUUUGAGCUGCGAUACUUUAAAAAAAAAAAAUUGUAAAUGGGAUGUUUCUUUAUAACGGUGUGUCGAGUCAUGAGGAAAUCAUAAUUCCAUAAAUGUGUGUGAUGGGUAGAGAUCUACUGUUGGUCUCUCUGGAUCUCAGCAGACAGUGUCUCCUCACCAUCCUCUUCCUCCCCCAAUCAUGGUUUAGUGCAAUAUCUUUCUAAAAGAUGUCUUUAUACUUCAUUUUCAGUUGCCUCAUGUGUGUUAAUUCCUUGAACCUACCUAAACCUAAGAUUUAUUCUGCCCACCAAUUUACUAACCCACAUGCUACAGUUUUAAUAAAGUUAAAUAUUCAGUCAGUGGACCAGGCAGCAGGUUUCUUCCAUGAUGAUUCUUUCUCAGCAGCAGCAGCAGUAGCAUUCCCUUUUUUUACGACAUAUCUCUUUGCAUUGCCUGUUUGCUUAAUAAAAACAUCUCCCUCCAAUCGGG
Molecule: messenger RNA, 7291 nt
Organism: Melanotaenia boesemani (Boeseman's rainbowfish)
Lineage: Eukaryota; Metazoa; Chordata; Actinopteri; Atheriniformes; Melanotaeniidae
Gene: col4a1
Product: collagen, type IV, alpha 1
Exons: 52
Coding region: 147-5069 (1640 amino acids)
Cellular component (GO): basement membrane; collagen trimer
Molecular function (GO): extracellular matrix structural constituent
Source: RefSeq, a predicted model, not a curated record